AUGGCCGUGUUAGACAAGAGCAGCAUUGGGACAGUAGUCAAGCAGGUCAAAAGCAGACUUCACACCCACGGCCUAGAUGUCCUUAUCAACAACGCCGGUAUCAUGCCCACCACCCCGGACGGUAUUGCCGCUAUAGAUAAUUCGAUAGAGGCAAUCCAAGUUAAUGUCGAAACUGUGCAAAACGUCAUAUCUGCCCUCCUACCGCUACUAAAAGAAGGAAAUCAGAAGAAGGUCUUAAGCUUAUAA
Messenger RNA from Penicillium canescens, 246 nucleotides. RefSeq lists its product as uncharacterized. The transcript has a single exon. The record is from RefSeq and is a predicted model, not a curated record. Lineage: Eukaryota; Fungi; Ascomycota; Eurotiomycetes; Eurotiales; Aspergillaceae. The coding region runs from base 1 to 246 and encodes 81 amino acids.